Molecule: messenger RNA, 1230 nt
Organism: Chaetomium fimeti
Lineage: Eukaryota; Fungi; Ascomycota; Sordariomycetes; Sordariales; Chaetomiaceae
Product: glycosyl hydrolase family 61-domain-containing protein
Exons: 1
Coding region: 104-1144 (346 amino acids)
Biological process (GO): carbohydrate metabolic process
Cellular component (GO): extracellular region
Molecular function (GO): cellulose binding
Source: RefSeq, a predicted model, not a curated record
UUCCUGACGAUCAUCACUGUCGAUCACCCUCCCGAACCCUCAAGGAUCAUCCCAGGACCAUACCCUCUUUUGUCCACCUCCCGAGUCCCCGAACGUCGUCGACAUGUCUAAGGCAUCCGCUCUCCUUGCUACCCUCACGGGCGCGGCCCUUGUCGCGGCCCAUGGUCACGUCAGCCACAUCGUUGUCAACGGGGUGUACUACGAGAACUACGACCCCACGUCGCACUGGUACCAGCCCAACCCGCCGACGGUGAUCGGGUGGACGGCCGCCCAGCAGGACAACGGCUUCGUCGAGCCCAACAACUUCGGCACCCCCGACAUCAUCUGCCACCGGAGCGGCUCCCCCGGCGGCGGCCACGCCACCGUCGCUGCCGGCGACAAGAUCAGCAUCGUCUGGGACCCGGAGUGGCCCGAGUCCCACGUGGGGCCCGUCAUCGACUACCUCGCGGCCUGCAACGGCGACUGCGAAACCGUCAACAAGGAAUCCCUCCGCUUCUUCAAGAUCGACGGCGCCGGCUACGACAAGACCGCCGGCCGCUGGGCCGCCGACGUCCUGCGCGCCAACGGCAACAGCUGGCUAGUCCAGAUCCCGCCCGACCUCAAACCCGGCAACUACGUGCUCCGGCACGAGAUCAUCGCGCUGCACGGCGCCGGCAGCCCCAACGGCGCCCAGGCCUACCCGCAGUGCAUCAACCUGCGGGUAACCGGCAGCGGCAGCAGCUCCCCCAGCGGCGUCGCCGGCACUUCCCUCUACCGCGCCUCCGACGCGGGCAUCCUCUUCAACCCCUACGUCGCCUCGCCCGACUACCCGGUCCCGGGUCCCGCCCUCAUCGCCGGCGCCGCCAGCUCCGUCGCCCAGAGCAAGUCGGUCGCCACCGCCACCGCGUCUGCCACCCUCCCCGGCGGCGGCAACGGUGGCAGCCCCAACCCGCAGCCCACCACUACGGAGAACCCUGCCCCGGGUGUCUCAACCACCACCACGCUGCAGACCAGCAGCACCGCGGCGCAGGUCACGCCGCCGCCGGCGGGCGGCGCCCAAACCCGGUACGGCCAGUGCGGCGGCAGCGGGUGGACCGGCCCGACGGCGUGUGCCGCGGGGUCGAGCUGCUCUGUGCUCAACGACUGGUAUUCCCAGUGCGUGUAAAGGGCCCGGAUUGUUUGUUGGGUGUGGGUGGCGGGUCGGGUGUAUGAUGUUGCGACGGGUGGGGUGGAUGUAGGCGCGGGGUAUUG